This is a messenger RNA of Sesamum indicum (sesame), 1354 nucleotides long. RefSeq names its product auxin efflux carrier component 5. The record is from RefSeq and is a predicted model, not a curated record. NCBI's taxonomy places the organism in Eukaryota, Viridiplantae, Streptophyta, Magnoliopsida, Lamiales, Pedaliaceae. Gene Ontology annotation, cellular component: plasma membrane; endoplasmic reticulum. Gene Ontology annotation, biological process: auxin export across the plasma membrane; auxin polar transport. Gene Ontology annotation, molecular function: auxin efflux transmembrane transporter activity.
AGAGAGCAUUAUAUAUAUAUAUAUAUAUACAUAUAUGCAAGUGUGCUUUUGAUAAAAUUAUAAUUAAUCGAGGAGGAGGCAUUCUUGAAAAAUGAUUGGAUGGGAAGAUGUAUACAAGGUAUUGGUGGGCAUUGCACCACUGUACGUGGCUCUGAUAUUAGGUUACUGUUCGGUGAAAUGGUGGCGCAUGUUCACUCCCGACCAGUGCGAAGCCAUAAACCGCUUAGUCUGCUACUUCACUUAUCCAUUGUUCGUGUUCGAGUUCACAGCCAGCGUUGAUCCUUUCAAGAUGAACUAUUUAUUCAUGGCUGCCGACGCCAUAUCCAAACUCAUCAUUGUAACAGCACUGGCUUGCUGGGCUAAGUGCAGCAGCAAGGGGAGCUAUUGCUGGUCCAUAACCAGCUUCUCUCUUUCCACGCUCACCAGUUCUCUGGUGGUGGGUGUGCCCCUCUUGAAGUCCAUGUACGGUCCAAUGGCUGUGGAUCUUGUGGUUCAGUCAUCCGUCUUUCAAGCACUUGUCUGGCUCAGCAUCCUCUUGUUCGUCUUGGAACUCAGGCGAACAAGGAACCAAUUACAUUGUUUUGAUGAUGAUGAUCAUCAUCAUGAUAAUAAUAUUAUUAUUAUUCAUGAUCAGACCACUGAUGUUCAUGUUGUUGCUGCUGCUACUACUACCACUACUGAUGAGGGUAAUAAUUUGGAAAACCAGCUGAGUAACGAUAUUAAUAAUAAUAAUAUUUGUGACUCAAAGUCAACGACGUCCACCAGUAGCAACCGGCAGCCAUCUUUCUGGAGUUUGAUGAAAAGGGUGUGGCUCAAACUGGCCAAGAAUCCAAACUCCUAUGCCUGUAUAAUUGGAAUCGCAUGGGCAUUUUUAUCCAACAGGUGGAAUUUUAAGAUGCCAAACAUAAUGGAAGGAUCAAUCCUGAUCAUGUCAAGAGCUGGUACUGGGACUGCUAUGUUUAGCAUGGGAUUGUUCAUGGCGUUGCAAGAGAAAGUGAUCGCUUGUGGAGCAAGUCUAACUGUAUUUGGGAUGGCCUUAAGAUUUAUAGCUGGGCCGCUGGCCAUGGCUUUAGGUUCAGUUGCUGUAGGUUUGCAUGGGGACGUCUUGCGUGUAGCUAUCAUCCAGGCAGCAUUACCACAAUCCAUCACAUCCUUUAUCUUUGCAAAAGAAUAUGGAUUGCAUGCAGAGGUUCUCAGCACUGCGGUUAUCUUCGGCAUGAUUGUGUCUCUUCCAGUAUUGAUCGGUUAUUAUGCGCUUCUGGAAUUUGUACACUGACCGCGCCUGCCCGCCCCUUCUUUACAUACACUACACAACUACCCAAACUGGUCAUAACUUAGAGAUCUCAUCAACGUA